Molecule: messenger RNA, 6196 nt
Organism: Crotalus tigris (Tiger rattlesnake)
Lineage: Eukaryota; Metazoa; Chordata; Lepidosauria; Squamata; Viperidae
Gene: BCL2
Product: BCL2 apoptosis regulator
Exons: 4
Coding region: 541-1209 (222 amino acids)
Biological process (GO): negative regulation of intrinsic apoptotic signaling pathway; extrinsic apoptotic signaling pathway in absence of ligand; intrinsic apoptotic signaling pathway in response to DNA damage
Cellular component (GO): mitochondrial outer membrane
Molecular function (GO): protein heterodimerization activity; protein homodimerization activity
Source: RefSeq, a predicted model, not a curated record
GACCUCCCCAUCGGCAGCUGGAGCCUCCGCGCCGAACGCAGCACAUCCAAUCUGGAGCCGACGCUGGAGAAGGAGGAGGCGCCUCGUGACUAGGAAGCUUUACGAGGCUGCCCGGGGAUCAUCAAAAAAUCCUUAUAUUUAAUAUUUUAAGAGACCUGUGAAGUUUUUUGUUUGCUUUUUCUUCUAUAAGGACCUUUGAGAGGAAAGGACAUUUCUAAUUCCAAUGUAUUUCAACCCAAAGGAAGGAAGAAUUCUGAACAUUAAUUUUAUAAUAAAUAUUACAUGUGGAAUACAAUAUUGGCUUCAUUUUGACUCUGGUCUCCAUCCCCUAUCAUAUACGAAAGAAGAGACGCUGGGAAGACAGAAAUAGAUUUAAGAUUUAAGGACUUCACCUCCACCUCCACAAAUGGAACUACACACAAUAAAGGAACUGGAUGCUAUAUAACACUGGCACUUGUUAUUACUGGCUGCUUUAAUUUUUGGGUGGGGAGGGGGACAUUUUAUCUUUCUUUUUAUUCCCCUCCCAGCACUCUGUUGUAAAUGAUGGCUCAUCCUGGGAUAAGAGAUUACAGUAACCGGGAGAUAGUGCUGAGGUACAUCCAUUACAAGCUGUCACAGAAAGGAUAUGACUGGGUUGCCAGUGGAGACAGAGAAAAUGUUUCUUCUGCUGUUGGGACCUUUCCUGCUCUUGGAGGGCUGGUGUCUCUGCCUUCUGCUGCUGUUAGUAACUUGGCUGCCACUGAAGUACAUCCUGUACCCCAAGUUGUUUAUUCCACGCUAUGCCAAGCUGGUGAUGAAUUUUCACGGAGGUAUCAGAGGGACUUUACCCAGAUGUCUGGUCAACUGCACUUGACUCCAGUCACCGCCAGAAGUCAUUUCAUGGCUGUUGUGGAAGAGCUGUUCCGAGAUGGAGUAAACUGGGGAAGGAUUGUGGCAUUCUUUGAAUUUGGUGGCAUGCUGUGUGUGGAAAGUGUCAGUCGGGAGAUGUCACCUCUGGUGGACAGUAUUGCUGAAUGGAUGACUGAGUACAUGAACAGGCACCUGCACAACUGGAUCCAGGACAAUGGAGGCUGGGAUGCUUUUGUGGAGCUGUACAGCAACAACAUCAGGCCUUUGUUUGAUUUGUCAUGGCUGCCUCUGAAGACGAUCCUUAGUCUGGCAGUGGUGGGCGCCUGCAUCACCCUAGGGGCUUACCUGGGACACACGUGACUUUGGACUUCAUCCAACUGGUGAUGGACUGAUGGGAAAUCUUGGUUUCAAAAACUGAAAAAAGAGGAGUGUUGAAAGAAGAAAAUAAUAUGAGGUGUUUUUUUUCCCCCUGGUCAAAUAAUGCUAUUAUUUUAUGAGCCAAUUAUCUUUCUAUAUAUGUGUUCGGGUGUGUUUGGGUGUACACAGGCACAAACAUGUGUGCAUAUAUUUACACACGCACACACACACACACACAUAUUUGUGUGUAAACAUAAAUGCACACACAUACACACACGCAUAUAUAUCUGCUAUUACUGCCAAAGGGAAUAUUCAUUUAUUUUUUACAUUGCAGAAGAGUUAUUUAUUAAAAAUAUUUUACAUUUAACCCACUAUUUUCCUAAAAUUCUGGAACACAAGCAUUGUAUAUUUUUUAAUGAAGAUUCCAAAGAUCUUCGGCUUCCUUCUAAAGCAUCAUUCAACAGACUGUUUUAUUACGAUAGGCUGAAGAGCUGUAGGUAUAAGAGACAUACACGGCCCUUAGGGAGAGUGAUGAUCCAGUGACAUAAUUUUGUAGGUAAGAUUUUAGAGCUGCCUAUGAAUAUAGGGUGACCUAAAAAGGCAACAGGAUGAGAAGACAAUGAUUUGGUGGUUCAACAUGGUAUCUAUUCAGAAUAAGAAAUAAUGCCAGAUUCAGGCCAGUAUUAAGACCGUAUGGUUCAAUCCUCUGUCCCUACAGCCAACAGCUGUUUUUGGAAAAAUGCCCAGCAGAACAACAGCUGGAAAUAGUGAUUCAUGCAGUAUUUUGUUACACGAGUGCUGUGCCAUUACAUACCACAAUUGGCCAUCAUUAUAAGGAAGCUAUUUGUGGGUCCUCAAACUGUGAUUUAAAAGGCUGAAAUGAAAUACAUUGGAAUGGGCAGAAACAGUUUCAUUAAAUAUUUCAUCUGUAAAAUUGCCGUUUUGUGCAAUUAUCAGGAAACCAAAAGUGCCUGUGCCUGCCUUGCAGAACUGGAGCCUCAAAGUCAGUCAUGGCUCACAUUCCCAGUAGAGUGAGGGUUUACUCGCAACAGAGCCUGCCUUAUACUUGGUUAAUUUUUCUUAGGGUCUUAAAUGCAAUUCUCUUUGUUAAUUAGUAACAUCUCAAAGUCAAAAUUAGGCUCAAGGUUCAUUUGGCCAGAAGAAGCAAUCAGCUGGCAGAGAUUAGGUUUGACUUCCACUUUGUAUCAAAAUUAGCACCCAAAUUGCAUUCUUAGCCCUGUGCCUGCCCCAGAUUGGAAGUGUAUUUGCCUCAGAAGUGAUGCACACUGUUUAUUCCUUCAGAUGUCUUCGAAAGAAAAGAAGAUAAAGAAAUGGUCCAACGUCUCCAUCUGGUAUGACUCAUAGACAUUGAACCCGUUCAGAUGCCAAGUGUUUUUGCAUGGAAAUCUGGAAAGGAAAGGGAGUGGAAAAUUUGUUACAAUAACUUUAAGCAAAAUGAGCAUAAAACACUCCACACGUACACUUAGGUUCUUUGAUUACAAAUAUCUAGGUGGCUUACAGGCAGUGCUGCUGGCACCUUAACUCAACAUCAUCAGGCAUCCACCCAGGUUUUAUGUUGAAAGUGUCCCACCUCAAACAUCUGAGCACCUCUCACUUGUUUACUGUUCCUUUGAAUUCAUCUAUUGUCCAAAGAAUACAAGUACCAAUGAAGCAAAGAGAAGUUGUAGCUGCCUCCUGUUAUCUUGACUUCUCCUUCUGGCCCUUGCUUCAAAUUAGGCUCAGAUGGAGAAGACGAAUAAAUGAGGCAGUGGUGACAAAGAUCCUGAGCCUUCCCAAGUGUGUGGGCUUACUGGGCAUUAUACCCCUAAACCCCCGAAAUAAAAAGUUGGCAAUAUUUAAAAAUGUAACCAAGAAUGCAGUGGACUCCGUUCAUGAAGUUGUUUAACAGCAGCAUAGAUAUUGAUUUGUUGGACUGCCUGAACUGGACUUAGUCACCAAAGAAGGAAAAUUGUCAGGAUGAUUACAUUCAGAUCUGGCUGUCACUUGGACAAAAGCAGCUGUAGUGGUGGAUUGUUCCAUCUUGACAGAACUGCAGUUCAGUAGUGCACUGUUCCAUCUUAACAGAACUGCAGCAGUCCAUUUAUAUCACCAGAUUAAAUAACUGGCCACAGUGAAAAGCAACGUGUGUGCACAGCUUGGAUUUCUGCAGUUGUUCCGGACUUUGCUGUUGGGUUCAACACUGGAGAGCCUCUGCAAUGCUUUGAUUAGCUUAGCUUGCAAAGGUGUUUGGGAUGCUGCAGAGGAAAGAUUCAACAAGCUCAAAGAUGCCAACCUUACCAUUUGUUCCUUGGAUCCUAGGCAACGUAUUUCAGAUUUGUGUGUGAGAUAUUACAUGAAGGGCAUAAUAGAUUCCAGGAUGAAAAUCAAGAUUGAAAGGAUCAAAAGGUUAAAUUAAAUGGGAUGGACAUAUUUGAUGUGAAUGAAUUUUUAUCUUGUUUAUUUUUUUAAAGCGUUUCCUUUCCAUUUUUUUAAAAAAUGACUGCAAAACUGUAAAGUAGAAGUUAUGAAAUAAUAUUAAUUCAGUAAUAAAAUGUCUGGACUGAAAUACAGUCAUCAAAAGCUUUGUACUCAAAAGAAUGUAGCAAAAUAAUUAACAGAUACAACAUUAUGUAAGAAGUGAAAUAACUUGAUUUUGUGGCAUUAUAUGCAAAAAAAAAAACCCAUAAAAAACUAAUGAGGUCAGCCUUCUCUAACCUGGUACUUGUUAACAUGGGUUAGAUAACGUAAUCACCUUCAGAGUUCCUACUGACUAGAAGGCCAGCAUGUAAGCUUAAUAAAGAAUAACCAGCUUCCAUUGAUGUGCUGCUUAGUGAUUGUAGUUGUAAUUCCAAAACAAGGGUUGGGCACCAAGCUAGAAAGGCUGAUGUCAGAAAUGUAGUACUUUUAAACUUAAAAUGUAGUUGAGUCUUCCCCAACUUGAUGCAUUCCAAAUGUAUUGGAUCCCCCAUAAUCAAAGGGGAUUCUGGGAGUUGAAGCCCCAUCACAUCUGAAGAACACCAGGAUGGGGAAGGCUGCUGUGAUUCAUACCAUGUUUUUAAAGCUGCUUUAAAAUGUAAAUGGGCCAAGUCCAUCAGAAAGCCACCUUUUCUCAGCUUCUUCUCCUGCCAAUGGAGCGUGCACAUGAGAACUUUCUGGUAGGCUGAGCCCAGGGUUUUUAUGCAUGUUAACGUGGCUAUAGCUACUAUAUACAAUUAUGGCCUUUGCAUCCAGCAUUUCAAGAGCAACAGUGAAACGAGCUCUUUCAUUUCGUAGCAGAAAGAAACAUAUAGAGAUGUGCGACUGAAUUCUAAUUUCUAGAUACUGGGCAAUGUGUAUUACAGCUUUACUUUAUUUAGCUUUGCUAAACCUAAAAUGUGUUUAUUAACAUAUAUUAAAAUUGUAGAUUUAUAAAUAGCAAUUUUGUCUAAGUCAGGUGCAUUUAGAUUCUGUAGAAUUUCAGGCAUUUAAACUGUGCCUAAAAACGACUGGAAUGUCCAAAGAAUCAAAACAUACAGUAUAAGAAAACCACACAACGUUUUUCCAACUAGCCUUCAGUCAAAAUAUUUGGUGUAGAGAAGGAAUGCCAUAAAAGCUGUGCCUUUGCAUUCCACAAACAAGCUUCAGGUCACUGAAACUCCAAGAUGCAGUGAUUCACAUCAGUGCUUCAUGCUAAAGCUUUACCAAAGAACUGGUUCGCAUAUGCUACUUGCUACAUGAUUUCUCAUUACUUGGUUCCUCAGCAUUUAACAACCAUUAAUCUAAACUGAGACUAACUCUUCCAACUGGCAUAUGGAAAAUUGUGAAUGCAGUCUUACGCUCUUCGGUGUAAGAGUUCUCAUACUGGAAAAUAUGAAUACAAUUAAUUUGUGGUACACGUCACAGUCAAUUAGUAAUAAACAUGUAUGUUUGAACCAGGUUCCUUAAUACAACCCCUUGAGCAACCAAGUCUUAGGAUGCUGUCCAGAAGCUUGAAGAGAAUGACAAAAAAUAAUGUGUGUUCAGUGCUGCAUCAGAGGCUACAUGCUUUUAAAUAUGUCAUGGACAAACAUGGGGCAAGGAAAGAGAUGGAUCUAAGCUACAGUAACAAGUAACUGCCCUACCCUUCUAACUAUUGCAUGAAAGUCAUUACAAAUGAGAUAACUGAAAUACUUUGAUGUAUCCACCCUUUCAAGAAACUGUUUAAUUAGUGUGGCUAGAAUAGAAAUGUGGGAAUAUCCAUCAUCUAUAGCAGAGGCCUCUUCAAACUUGGCAACUUUAAGACUUGUGGACUUCAACUCUCAGAAUUCGUCAGCCAGCAUGCGAUGACUGAGGAAUUCUGGGAGUUGAAGUCCACAAGUCCUAAAGUUGCCAAGUUUGAAGAGGUCUCCUGUUCUGUUGAAUAGGGCAGAAUAAUAAUGCUCCCCCAAAAGGUUGUGCAAGCAUCUCAGCAAAACGGCUUGUGGGAUAAGAGAGCAUGGAACAUUCUCAGCACAUUCUCUUCUUAAUUUCCAGAUUCCUCUUCUUAAAAGAUUGUACUACAGGUCUCAUGCACCAUCAGUAAGAACAGAGUGUUUUUGAAUGAAAUGUUUACAUUGUCAAAAUAGAACGCUAUCGGAGCUAGGAAUGGCUAUGCUGCUAGAAAAUAGUAAUUAUUGGAACAAAGUUAAUUUUCUUGUAUUGCCAAUGCUGAGAUUGUUUUUCAAAAUUGCUUCACAUUGCAGGCAUGUAAAUAGAUGCUAUUGCUGGAUGUUUUCCUGUUGUUUUUGCCCCCUUGGGCUUCUUGGUAUCCUAAGAGUCUAUAUACCAGAGGAGUCCAAAUGGCUGUCAAUAGUCUCUGUCUUUAGUAGAUGGCCAGUAGUGUGUACUCCACUUCCCACCCCUUGAUUGCUGCAAUUGUAUAAUACUGUGGCUGCACUAGCUAUAAGGAUUGUUAAUAUUGAUACUGUACUAUUCAAGUUGAACGUAUUUUAGAGAUGUUAAAUGUACAUAAAAGCUUGAUUUUGCCUAUCUU